This is a messenger RNA of Nelumbo nucifera (sacred lotus), 1009 nucleotides long. The record is from RefSeq and is a predicted model, not a curated record. NCBI's taxonomy places the organism in Eukaryota, Viridiplantae, Streptophyta, Magnoliopsida, Proteales, Nelumbonaceae.
AUUGUAAAUUUAAAUUUCAAACUCCUCUCUGCACAACUGUAAAUCCAUCGCUACCCAACUGUACAAUCCUCUAUAAAAACAUACAUCCUACAAACACCUCCCUGAAUGGGUUGAACCGAGUGUUGAGCCUUUCACUCAUACACUCUAAAGCUUACCCUUUCUCCGCCCUCAGGCCGGCUCUCCUCGCCUGAAGUUUGCACGAAAGAUUAAAGAAAAAUGUCAAAUGGGCUUCGCAGAAACCUCAAUCUCUGCUUCUCAAAGCGAAAACGCCCACCCAUGAGUCGAUUCCCUUCGAUCCCACACGCCUCCAAAGAUCAUAAACGCCCACCAUCCAUAACCUCUCCGCCGAUCCUCGUGAACAACUUCAACUCCUUCUACGAUCUCACCUCGGACUCCACCUCCAAAUCACGCAGCCGCUCCAGCGACGAUGACUUCUCUUCGUCGGAUUCCGACCUCGACACCACCCCUGACUUUGCCACCAUCUUUGCUUCACAGCGCUUCUUCUUCUCCUCCCCGGGCCGUUCAAACUCCAUCUUUGAGUCGCCGGAGUGCCCGCCGGAAUCGGACACACUCGUCGGUGGAGGCAUCCCGAUCCCUACGUACUCCCCUGACCCAUUCAGGGAUUUCAGAAGAUCAAUGCAGGAGAUGGUCGAGGCACGAGAGCUCUUGGACGUCAAGGCCAACUGGGAUUACUUGCACGAGCUGCUUCUUUGCUAUCUUACGCUUAACCCCAAGCACACCCACAAAUUCAUCAUUGGCGCUUUCGCUGAUCUCCUCGUCAGUCUCAUGAUCGAGAUGGAGGUCGGUGGUCGCCAGUAAUCACGUCUCCGGCCGGUGUACUGUUUCACGGCGGUUGGUGUAAUGUACCCUUCCUUUUUUUUUAUGUGUACAUAUAUUCUAGUUUUAUAUUCCUGCAUUAACUCAACUGUUCACUGUUCAAGUGUUCAUGUAUUGCCUUCACUUUUAUCUUUUUAAUCUCCUGUACGAGAUCCCAAGAGGGAAUCCGGAA